This is a messenger RNA of Cinara cedri, 10216 nucleotides long. Lineage: Eukaryota; Metazoa; Arthropoda; Insecta; Hemiptera; Aphididae. The record is from the annotation of a GenBank genome assembly.
AUUCAAACGAGUUCCGAGUGAUUUUUACAUGCAGAGACGGGCUCGUAUACGGUGAUAAUAUUACUUUAGAAUUAAAUUUUUUUUUUUCUUUGUUUUGUUUUUUUUUUUUUUUAUUUUGUUUUAUUUAACCGCUCGGCAUCGCGUCGUACAGUUAAUCGGACAGUUCAGUCGACCGGACAUACCUAUAGUAUACCGCGUUUGAUAAUAGUUAUUUCAUGCGAAUCAUAGCGGUUGCUUAUUUAAUAUCUAAACUAUCGUUCGUUUCGUAUUGUCGUUAUAAAAGUAUAUACUCGCGCACGUAUUUUACGAAAACCACGCCGAGAAUUAAAAGAGUUAAAAGUUGGUAUUUCUAAAAAUAAAACCGUAUACCGUAUAUUAUUAUAUUCAUUGCCGAGACAAUAAUAACGUUGGCGGCAUCGUCAGCGGCGGUGACGACGACAGAGACCACGACAAAAGGCGACUGUAUCGACAACUCUGUAUAACAAAAACAAACAUAAACAAACAAAAGAAAAUACAUUUUGUUUGUUGGUUUUUAAAUUAUCAGUUAUCUCGCCAAUAUGCACGCCAGUACGUUUCGACAAAUAAUAGCGUCGUUUAUUAGUAAGUACACUAUAUCAUUAUUAUUAUACAUUUCUUAACGUUUAUUUUUCUCGACUUUUCGUAAUUUUUAUUUUGUAUUAUUAUUAUUUUCACAUAUAUUAAAAAUUAUAUCAAGUCUCCUUCGUAUUUAGCACGGUAAUCGUUUAUUUUCUUUUAUCUGUUUCCUCUUAUAACGCGUGCCAAUUUUUAUCUUAUUUUUUAAAAUCUAUUUACAAUUUUAUAUUAUGCAAAAGUUCUUUCUCAAAGCCAAUAUUAUUGUUUUUUCUGUUUUAGUUUUAUUGCCUGCCAAUGAUUAUAAUAGUAUACCAAAUGAAACGUUAAUAAUAAUAACAAUAUUAGAUACCUAGUCGAUAAUUAACAGAAUUUAAUAAAAAAGUUAAUUUUUUUCUUUUUCUGAAUUGUUGUAUUCUUUAUAUUACUUUAUAGAUAUACAUAAUAUAUACGUAAUAUGUAAAAAUAUUGUACGGUAUACGUACAGGCUGUAACCCUAAGAUCUAACACCUGAAUUACUUUUGAUCUGGUUAAUAUUUUGCGGGAAAUUUUACUACAUAAUUACUAGAGCCUCGCGCUAUUUUAUAUAAACCUAUUUUUUAAAAAAUUUACAAAAUGACCUUUGACAAAUAUAUUUCGAAACUAAAUAUUGUCACAUAUUUACUUUCAGCGAAUCCAUUUGAAUCCAUCUCCAAUUGUUUUGAAGUUACCUACACCCGUAGUCAAUUAAAAACCGAACGACAUAUUAUUGAGUAUUUUCUUUUUGGUUUUAAUUCGCACGCACACGCGUUGAUAAUAUUAUAAUCGUAUAAGUAUAAUAUAUCAUAUAACUGAUUAAUAUUAAUAUUAUGAUUUUUUUUAAUUAUUCGUACGCGUUUGACUGUAUUAGUUUAAUUACUUACCGCAGAGAAGUUUGUUAUAUAUAUAAUUAUUAUUUUACACGUACAUUGCAUACAAAAUAAAUAAUAAUUUUUCUUUUUUAUAUUAUUAUUAUUUUUUAUGUAUAUAUAUAAUAAUAUGUAUGUAUAUCAAUAAUAAAUAUUGCCUAAUUAUAAUAUAUAACACAUAUACAUAAUAUAAUAUUUAAAUAUACAAUAGUUAAGUUUACCAACAGAGAAUAUAGAAAUAAAAAGAAAUCGGGUUUUUCUAGUACAAGCGCUUAGGCGAUCUACUCGCGAUCCCAUUUACCGGUCGUAUAUCGCGUAUACCUAUUAUAGAACAUAGGUACUUAAAAUAUUCAAUAUUAUAAUAAUAAUCGCAAUAUCGCAAAUAUUAAAGUCCAUCAUGUAUGUAUUAUCGAAAUAUUAUAGGUAAUAAUAUUAUAUAUUUACACGACUGGCCGGCGAACGACCCGACCCGAUGGUCGCAUGGUCGAGCCGCAUGCUACAAUUUAAUUUUACAGUACUACAUAAUAUUGGUAUCUUAUCACUUAUUUUAUAAUAUUACGAUAAUGUAUUAUAAUAUCAGGUUUAUAAUUUAUAUUAUUGUAUGCAAUAUCUCUCAUACCUAUUUUAUUAUUAUAUAUUUUCCCGAUAAAACAUAAUAUGUAACUGUAUUAAAAAAAUUAAUCAUUUUAUACUAUAGACGAUGACAGUGUAACGAUUAGAUUACAUUAAUUUGUAUCAUAUCGUUGCGUUUAUUACCCAUACAUACCUAUAACUCGCCUCGUCCCGAUAAAAUAAUAUUAUUAUAAUAAUUAAUAAUUAUUGUAGGAAUUACCAAAUAUAUAUAUAUUAGGUGUUAUAAUAUAAUACACGUUAUAUAGGGGAUGUCAUAUUAUUACAUUAUAUUAUUAUAAUGUGUGCUCGGAAAGUUUAUUAAUAAAAUAAAUUAGUUCACGGUCACCAUUCAUCUUGUUAAAGCCGAAUCGAUUCUAGGCUCGUUCUGAUAUAUGCGAAAGGAACAUUUUCAAAUCAUCAACAUCGUCAAAUACAAAUUAUUAAAUUAUUGGUAUGCGAUUUCUGAAAUAACAACAGAUACGUAGGUACGUAUAGGUUAUACCGUUACGUAGAAAAUUAUUUUCUACCUACAAUUUUAUCUACCACUAUGUACAACUUAUAAUAACCCUCCUGUUAAAUUUACAAGCAUUUAAAUUUAGUCUAACAAUUUUAUCCACAUAGUAUACUUACUGAAUAAAAGUUACGUACAAAACUGGCAAAAUUAAAAUGUCUAUAAAUAGCUCAAAAAAAACUAAAUCUUUCAAGUCUCUGUGAAUAUUUAUACUGAACUACAAUAAAAAACAAAAUUAAGAAUAAUAAAAUCAUUAUUUUCGUAAAUUUUCCCGUUUUCCUUACGUUUUAUCCCAGGUUUUUCCAGAUAUUAUGAAAACCGCUAGGAAAAUGAAAANAGGGUAACAUUGCCAAAACUUUUAAAAUUUUUUGAGCUUUUAAGGAAUUUGAAUUGUUGGUAGUUAUUUUGCUGUAAUUCGGUUAUAAAUACACGUAGAAACUUGAAGCUUGGUAAUAAUGAUUAUUCUUGAACUUACCCAGAUGUGGUAAAAUUUUCAAAAUCAUUGGACGACUUUUUAAUUUUUUUACUAUGGUACUUAAUUUUUUUUUAAAUAUACUGUAGACCACUUUUAUUCUAAAAAACUUGCUCCGGUGUAUAAGUGUAGCACAUUUUCUGAAAUUCAAUUUUAUCUACUUGGUAAAUAUAUAGGCUUUUUUUUGAUUUUCGAAACAGUAUUUAAAAUCUGCGUUGAAAAAUAGGAGUAUAUCAUUUAUCCAAAUUAAAUUAUGUGCUUCUUGUUCAAAGUGCAAUAUUCGUAGUAUUGGAGUAAGGAUAUAAGCAUUCUAAAACAGUAGUCCUUAAUAAUAAAAUAAAAACGAUUUCAUUUAAUGAUUGGAAUAAAAAAUGAUAAAAACUGAUAUCAAAUUUACAUAAAAUCCGAAAAAUCGCAUGCACUUUCAAUUUUAUUCGUUCGUAUGUAACGUAUAGUAUACGUUUACUGACUAUAAUAUUUAGAAGUGCACUCACAGACAAAUAUGCGGUUGCGAAUUAAAAUUGAAUGUACAAUAUUACCUGUAUUGGUCUACCCAAAAAUGUUGUGAAUUUCGAGAUAAUAUAAUAAUAACUGAUUUUUAACUUCAAUGUCACCUAUAUAACCAAGCAUACAAGUAUAUUGGACAUAAUUUUAUGUGAGUAGUUUUAAUAUAUUUCAUGAUAAUUGCUGCAGUUGGACGAUACCUAUGAUUUAUUUUAAUACAAUAUAGUAAAUGAUUUACAGAUAUUUUAUUAAACGAACAAAAAGUCAUAUAUAAUAUAUGCACGUAUAGAUUAUUUCCUCGAUUGGUUAGGUUUUUUUUUAGUCGGACGUAGAUAUUUUACUCUAAUCUCUAUUAGUAGGCCAGUAUCAUAUCUAAUGUCAAAUUAACCAAUUUUGCGCUAUUAGUUUUAAUAUUAGAUUGAAUUGACCUUUUAUCAAACUCAAAGGUAAAAUCAUAGUUUGUGUUUGUACCAAUUAUAUUUUAGAUUCUGAGUGGAAAGAGUAUACAAAGAUGUUUAUUUUUUUCCUGUGAACAACUUUUAUACCAGUAUUUUAAUCCAAUUUAUAAUGAUAGCAAUUUUUCUAAAAGAAAAUCGAACUGGGGAGGUACUUUGAAGAGGAAUUAUUCAAUUUCCAAAGAAUUUUCCCCAGCAAAUAUGAAAAACCGAGAAAAACGUAGGAAAAUUGGAAAAUCGUUACAUUAAACAAAUAUUAUUAAAGAGAAUAUAUAAUGUCUAUAAUUUUUUUAUCAUAAUGUGACAUAUGUUUUUGAAAAAGCAUCACUAUCAACUGAACUCCACUCAUAAUCGUUUUUUAAUUAGUAAUAGUUUAUCGUUGCUUACAGCUAUUCAAUUUAGGUUGGGUUACAUCCAGUAACAUCCAGUACAUCCGAGUUAGGUCCCGGGUUAAUACAGGUGCUUUACUAGUUGGAUUCCGGAUUUCCACAGGUUGUACACUAGUUGGGUCCCGAAUGUGGUUAAAAUGUGCCAUAUUAACGUAAUAUAUAAUAACUUAUUAGUUAUUAGUAAUAAAUGAAUAAGUUUAGUAACAUAAAACUUGAUUUUGUCAAAAUACUUUCUUAUAAAUGUUUACACAAGUACAUUUAGUAUAUUAGUAUUGAAUUAAAUUAAAUGGACACAUGUUUUUAAUUUUUUUUUUUUUUUACAUUAAGUAUAUUAAAUUAGUAGGUAUUCAUUGAACGACCGGAGAUUACCUUCUGAAUGUUUUCCAAAUUAUUAAUUCAUCUGGCAAAAUAAUUUUUUAUAGAACCUAAGUUUUAUUUUAAACUAAAAUUCACUGACAGUCCUAAGUCUGUAAAAAUGAGAAGAAAAUUAAGUGUUUGUUUUGCUUGUAUACGUUUGGACCCAACUAGUGUAGUACCCAAAAUUCAUUGGGUCUCAACUAAUGUACUACCUACCAAAACCAUUUUAUCUGGGGCCCAAUUCAGAUGCAGCCAUUAAAUUACCUAUAACAAUGGCUGCAUCCGUCCUCAUUAUUCUAGGACAGCUUUUUAAAAAUUGUUUUGUUAUAAACACAAGUUUUUUGAUAAAUGAUAUAUAAAAUGGUAAACUAACGUACAAAAACGAACAAUAACAUUCUUAUCUUUAAGUUUGAUAUUACCUACACCAAAUCUAAUACUAAUAAAAUUAACAGCCAAAAUUCGAUUUACCGAACGCAAAUUUGACGUUAUCAAAUUUUUGAGGUAUAGCCAUAAUACAUUUACCAUCAGUCAUGCAGGGUUCAUUUUUGAAGAAGUAGGGGGUAAUGCAUUUCAAAGAAAUAUCCGGACGGAUAUUUAAGGGUAGUUUAUUACUAAAUAUCGUACAUAGAUAUAUUAAAAUAGAUCUGGUUCACGAUAAAACAGUCAUUCUGUAUAAAAAACUGCUGCUCAGUUGAGCGAUCGUUUUGCUUCGUUCAUUUUUGUCCAUGAUCAAUGGUGUACCUGUAGGGAGGGAGAAGGGGGUAUUCGGUCUUCCCCCUGUGGGUUGUAUAAUUUUAUUGGACAAUAUGUGUGCAUUGUUAUAUUUUUUAAAUCUUUAAGAAAUUUUUUAUUUUAAGAAUGGGUGAAAAUAUAUUUUGCCUCUCCUUCCUAAAAGAUGUAUAGGUACGCCACUCUCCGCGAUAGUAUAGGUAUAAUAUUUAGUAUUGUAGUGUUUUAUUAUUUCAAGGCAUAAUUUAUUAUAAUAUCAUUUUAUUCGAGUAUUAUCACUAAUAUAAAAUGUUUUUAACAUUUUACGUGCUCGUAAGAAGAAAAUACUCUGACGGGUGUGAAUCGCCGAGAUAAACGCAAUUAGUCGUAUAUAAACAAUAUAAAUUAGCAAAACUGUAUAUUAUGUAGAACUGCGUAAACGAGAAUUUUCGGUGAAGGGAAUUCAUCAUUUCAGCACUGAGAUAAUAUUAUUCAAAACGGUGCAAAACGUAAUGAAUAUAAGAUAUAGGCAAACGUUUUGUUUAAGUGAGUAAAGAUUUUUUUUUAUAUAGUUCAAAAACUAUAUGUUAUUUUAAUAUUAUACAAUUAGGUUGUAUAUUAUUUGCUGUUAAACGAAUAUAUCCACCUAUAUUCUGUGUGAAGUAUUUGGGAUUUUGAUGUUCUAUAGGUUAACAAUUAAUUAUCUAGUACCAUUUUAUUUGAAAUCCCUUUUAUACAGAGGCGUGUAGUUGUGAAAAUAUUCAGAGGGCCUCCCUACCGAAAGUCCAACAUUUUUUCCCUAUUUUAAUAGGUAUUUUUUCUAGCAUACUUUUUUUUUUUAAUUUGGGGUGGUCUGGAUCACGAUAUAUUUUAUGUACUUUUGUUUCUGAAAUUACACGAAAUAAAAACUGAACACAUUUUUGAAAAUUUUAAAAUAUAAAAGCCAAAGAUCGUUUUUUUCUGUGUUAUGUAGUAAAAUAGAUUUUUUUUUUUUUAAUUGUUAAAAAUAUAGUUUAGUAAAUAGUUUAAAAAUCAAUUUGCUUUAAAACGACCAUGUGAUAUCCAUUUUUCUGUAAAUUGUAUUUUUUGUAAACCACCUUUACCUACAGGAUUGUUUGAACAUUAAACUUAGGUACGUCUAAACGUUUUUUUAAUAAUUUUGGUUUUUACUUUAUUUAAUUUAUCGAGCAAAUUUUAAAUACUUAAUGAAUUGUCAAUACAUAUUUUUAAAAAAAAUACAUUAUUUAUUUUUAGUAUCGCUGUCUGCGCUGAUGUCCGGCUCGUUCUUCGGAUGGCCGUCACCGGUCGCACAAAUUUUGCGCUCAGAGCGGAAGCCGAUGAACGUGACGACGUACGAGGAAUCAUGGAUGGUGACGUGCAUUGAGAUCGGUAACCUGCUGACGCCACUACCAACCGGAUAUCUAAUGGACGCAGUGGGCCGCCGGGCCAGUCUGAUAGUUUCCGUGCCAAUAGCGAUUACCGGAUGGGCACUGAUCCGCUGCACCAAGACCGUGUGGGGUCUGUACGUGGCCCGUAUUCUGCACGGUUGCGCAAUGGCCGUUGCGUACACCGUGGUGCCUAUCUACGUGGGUGAAAUUGCGGACGACGACAAGCGUGGAUCACUCAGUCUGUUCUUCCAGGGCAUGAUCUCGUCCGGCGUAUUGCUCGUCUACGUGGUCGGCUGGAUGGUGUCGUACGAUUGGCUAGCGGUCAUCAUGAGCGCGGUAAUAUACCAUAUAUACCAUAUACCUCUAAACCGCAAACCGCAUCACGGUUAUUAUUCUAAUAAAAAUCCGACCGAAAUCCACACGCGUACCGGCAGCUUACAUAGGUGAACCGAGCAGGUCUGUCGGAACGCGUGUGACCGGUUUAUUAUGCAGGCAAUAUAAUAACAUUUUUUUAUCAUUAUCUGGAUCGUGUUCACUACAAAAGAUCCCGAUGCUGUCGGUUAUUCUGUUGACGAUCAUACCAGAAUCACCGCACUACCUGAUGAUGAAGGGUGAAAAGGACAGGGCCUUCAAAUCGCUCAAGUGGUUGCGGUCGACUGAUAACGAGGCUGAGAUCGAAACGGAACUAAAAUCCAUGACUAAUUUGUCGUCGCUAAACAGCACACCGGACACCCUGUUAAAAUCAUCUGGUCGGGUUCUGGCUGUGGUGCUAGUCAUGAGCACGUGCCAAAUAUUCACUGGCGUCGGAGCACUGGAAUCGUACGCAUCGUCGGCUUUCAAAAUGAAUGGCAACCGUAACGCCAUUGCACUGGGUCUAGUGGCCCUAUCCAGUGACCUGAUGUCCGCGAUCAUUAUUGGCCGAUUUGGUCGGCGGCCACUGUUGUUGAUUUCGUGCGUCGGUUGCUGUAUCAGCCACUCGAUUGCCGCUUACGGAAUGUUCUCGGGCGAGCAAAAUCUCAUGGUCCUCGGUGCCCUUGCCGGAGUCAUGUUUUUCGCGAACGCCGGCAUCAUGCCACUCGUAGCAGCCAUCGUAUGCGAAUACUUUCCCACUGAACACCGGGCCCAGGCAAACGGUAUCACGCAGUUCGUCAUGACCACCGCAUCGCUGAUAUCACUGAAGAUAUAUCAGCCUAUUAACGAAGCGUACGGCGUGUACAGCAACUACGUGUUGUUCGCGGCUGUCGGGGCGUUCACCACAGUGUUCGUUUACUUGGUUAUACCGGAGACCAAGGGAUUGUCAUUCAAAGAGGUUGAAAUGGAGUUGCGCAAAAGUGGUCUGAAAAGCAAAGUUGUACAAGACAGCAAGGUUGGCCAGGAAAACAAAGCGUUUGAGGGCACCAACGGUGGUGGUGAGGACAGAAAAGUCAGUGAAGUUGGCAAGGAUGUCAGUGGUGACGGUGAUUGGAAUUGCUGUUGCGUCACCAUAAAACACGGGCCAUAAUAGCUAGGUGGAUUCCGUUCGGUGGGAACCACUUCGCAUGACGGAAUUCGAUGGUUUUCCACAAAUUCCGUACCGCCGAAUAGGUCAUACGCAUAAUACAUUAAUACCAACAACGUUCGCCACAUUGUGUAUUUAAAAGCGUCACGUCGAAAAUCCGAAAAUUGCGAAUCUCGAAAAUCAGACUAGUGGUAAACGCCACCAUGUCGAAUCGCGUACGUAUGAUCAGUGGCGGCAGCGACGCAAGGAAAACCCCAAUGAAAAACAUAAUUUUUUUAACGUUUUUAUACUUGCACGUUUUUUACGUUUUUUUUUUACAAAUUUUUCAUUUAAUGGCUAAAUCGUACAUAUAUAAAUGCAAAUAAUAUAAAUUAGUAUUAUAUUACUAUUAGCGGGCGUAUUAUAAAAUAACGCAAGCCGCAUGAUACGUAUUAUUAUAUACGCGUGUAAAUAUGCACACUCGCAUAAUCGCAUUACUCGCGUAAUCGUAAUUUAGGUAUUUAUGAUGUUUCGUUAUUAUUUCACUUGGACUGUUAUUAUUAUUAUUAAACCGCUAUUUCUAUAAUAAUAAUAUUACUACCGUCUUGAAAUAAUAUAAUUUGUUUUAUUUCGGUGUCACACAAUCGCGAGGUUGUUUUUUUUUUUGCUUUCGUUUCACUAUACAUACAUAUACUAUAUAAAACAGAAAGCAAACGGAACCACGUUUUUUUCUGUCUUUCUCCCCCACUCACAUUCUUUUUCUAAAUUGUCGACAUAAUAUACGUCGUAGAAAAUAAUGUAUAAUAUAUAUAUAUACGAUAUCAAAUCUCCCCAAGACGUUCUGAUCCGAGAAUAAUGUAUAGAUACGUAUACAUAGGUGGCUUAAAUAAUAGUAUGUACGAUUUUGCCGCGACCCCAUCGUCGUCGUUAUAUGUACAUAAAAUACAAUGGAGUGUUGCCAAUUUCAGAAUUCCGAGGAGAGAGAUCGCGCCGCACGUUUCCACCUGGAAAUCUGAACGAAUCCCGCGUAAAGCUAAACCGGUGUGAAACGCGGUGCGGGCCAAAUUACUUGGCAGAACGCACUCCGGCGUACAGUAACUCACCGCACUUCGCGCUUUUAUACGCACCUAAACGAAAAAAAAAAUAAAUACCCAAUGUAAUUAUUGUUCAUCAAUCACUGCGCUGCAUUGUUAACUCGGCCAACUAUUAUUAAUAAUAUUAAUAAUAAUAAUAAUAUAUAAUUUGCAUACCAUACAAAAAUCCGUUUAAAUUGAGUAUACGAUGCAAUGUUAAACAACUGAAUAAAAAAAAAAAAAACUAUGUUAGGUAAAAACUUAUUUUAAAUGCACUUUAUUUUGUUCAAUUUAAUUUUAUUGUUAGAUAAUAAAUUGCACUUGUUUGUUGCCAUAUGCUGGUAGUGUCGUAAUUUGGGAGGGACAGAGGGGGCAUUUAAUUCUCCUCGUUAUCAGUGAGCAGCUAAUGAGUCGAGUAUAGGCUUAUGUCGGGCUAGUUUUGUGCCGCAAGCCCACAGAAAUGAUUGUCAUUAUGUUUUAUGAUACAAGGUUACAAGUUGAUAUACAAGUUAACAAACGGUUUAUUUUCAGUUUUAUUAUGGGAUAGUCAAAAAUUAUGCACCUCCCUCUCAAAAACUUAAAUGACGCCACUGUCUAUAGGACAUUAUAAUAUAGUUUACAAAAAAUAAAAAAUAAUCUUUAUAAUUUAUUUAUUAUAGGUAAUUUAUUUUAAGACUAAUUAGCGUUAGGUAUAUAUCAUUAUACAAAUACGUAUUAUGUUAUUCUUAUUAUUACAUCAAUGAAAAUUGUUUUUUUUUCUGAUUAAUAUUAUUUGUGCAACGUCUAUACUCG